Molecule: messenger RNA, 4020 nt
Organism: Mizuhopecten yessoensis (Yesso scallop)
Lineage: Eukaryota; Metazoa; Mollusca; Bivalvia; Pectinida; Pectinidae
Product: dual serine/threonine and tyrosine protein kinase-like
Exons: 11
Coding region: 378-3431 (1017 amino acids)
Biological process (GO): protein phosphorylation
Molecular function (GO): ATP binding; protein kinase activity
Source: RefSeq, a predicted model, not a curated record
GACAUUGUCCUGUGUUGUUAUAUUACGUAAAUGGCUGACACUGACAUGGACUUUGGACAGUACGCAAAGCGACAAUUUACAUUUAAAAAAAGACCGGAACACAUAUUGCACGCUUCAAUUUCCCACCUGUUCCUCCUUACUAACUUCCUGUUCAGCUGACCACCCCGAUAUGUGAGUUAAUAUGUGUCUGGCUCGCGAGGGCGACACAUCCCAUUAUUUAUUCCUCUUCUUGAUAACACAUUAUCAAUCACGAAGAUCUAAGAAUAAUCAACGGGAACACCGGAUAGUCUGUAAAUGAUUCAGCGGUUAAAACCCUUGUCAAGAACAAAGUACAAAGUCGCCACAGGUAUAGAAGUUAUCUAUUCAGCUAAAACAAAAUGGCACAGGCCAACUUUUCCUGUCCUUACGACAUUACGGAAAUACGAAACCUCGGCUAUGUGGAAUGUAUGGAUAUUUUGGAACUCAUUGAUACCAAAGGUUUAGAAGAACUUGAAGAACUACAAGAUCUUAUCAUCAAGUUGAUCAAACAAUCCAAGAAUGUUGCAGACGGGCAGUCUGCCCCCGGAGAGGCUGGUAAUGAUAGCCAGGCCACGUUUACUUCGUCUGCUGACCUAAUGAAUCAGAUAAUCUCCCGUGACCGUGAAAUCAAACAGAAACUGAAUGGUAUCUAUGGCGACCUGAAGAGCUUCUUCAAGAUGAGUCAAUAUGCUUCCGACCCAUCACUACAGCACGAACUGGAAAUUGAAUUCAAGAACGUACAGGAGAUGGUUGAAGAAUACGCCGAGGAACUUAUGUGCGAUGAAUGUCCGAUCGUCGUGACAGGAGAGACAAGCGCUGGGAAGAGCAGCUUAUUAAACCUAAUACUUGGGAGUAACAUUCUACCGUCAUCACUUCGCUCAAACACCUCCACCGUCUGUCGUCUUCAUAACCACGAACAGAAGAUGAUCAAAGUGUACGACCAAAGUGGGAAGAAACUGGUCCACCAUGGUGUUUUUGACUAUAACAUCAGCGAUGACGUUCUGAAAAAGGAGAUGCAGAAAUACAUAAGCAGUGAAGAAAAUCCAUAUAGAUAUGUAGAUAUUUUCUGGCCGAUUCCAUUUCUGGGGAGUCAAGUGGUUAUAGUGGACACACCCGGUAUUGGCGAGAACAGCGAGAUGACCAGUCGGCUGCUGGACUACCUCCCGAAGGCCGUGGCCUUCAUCUACGUCCUCAACUCGGAAAAUGCUGGCGGGGUACAACAGGAUAGAUUACUUCGAAUCCUUGAUGAACAGAACAAAUGGAGAGAGAAAGGACGAAAGCAGACAUUUGAUCACAAUUGCACACUGUUUGUGUGUAAUAAAUGGGAUGAAGUACCGGAGUCGGAGCGAGACAGGGUGUGGAACGACACCAAGGCAAAACUCCGUUGUUGGCCAGGCUUUACUGAGUCUCAGAUGUUUAGACUGAGUGCAUUAGAGGCAGAGAGACGGUACCGAAAUGGACUGGACUACACUGGAGACUUCCAAAAUCUUCUGAGAGGCAUUCAAAAAAUGGUGCCUGCAAGUUUCCAGGAAAAAGUUCGGCAACAUGCAUGGUGGCAGGAAAAGCUUCUUAAGCAGAUUCUGUUCCACGUGACGGCCCACAUCAAUAACACGCGCCUUAGUCAGGAGGAAAAACGGAUAAAGAAGGAGAAAGUUGAAGAUCGGCUACGCAGACUUGAGUGUGAUACAGAACAGGUGAAGAGAACUCUUAAAGAUGAGGCUAAAAUGAGAUGGGCAGAGAUUAGUGAGAAAUUACAUGCUUACAUUAAUGAUCAGGAGACGGUCGAAAAGCUGAAAGAGUGGGAUAUUCACACAGAAAUACCGGAACGGGAGUCGGAUUUCGACCUCAUUGAACGCGAGGCUAAGGAAAUUAUCCUUGCCAAAGUUGGAAAAGAAAUAAAGUCGUGGUGCGAGAAUGAAAAAAGCCUAUCAAACAUUAGAAAUGAGCUCGCGAACCGAUUCAGGGAGGAAUAUCGUCUGCUCGAGGAACAAUGUCAUGACAUUGAUAAUCUCGUUCAAGACGUUGAAGGUUCUAUAGAGUUAGACGAUGUCGAUGUCCAAGAAAAAGAGCCAUCACAUCGAAUUCCACUCUUUGCUGGGAAAGAACAGCUGGCUUUGGUAUUAACCGCGCCUCUGUGGGUUCCAUUGAUGGUUCUGGCUUUCUCCAUGGCAUUACCCGUGAUGGGUGUCAUAGCGGUUAAGGACAGUUUUAACGAAAAGCGGAUGUGUAAGAACUACAUAAAAAAUAAGAAGGCAUUCAUGGACAAAUGGGCUGAUGAAGUUUUAUUGAGGUUUUCACGGGAAGCAAUAGCAAGCAAACUAGAAAUGACAUAUCUGGAAACUUUUUACAAAUGUUUGGAGCAGCUAUGUGAUUCUGUCAUCCCACGCCAGAUCGAAUCGGACCGCCAGUUGAUUGCUAAUAUUCAGCAGGAAGAGCGACACUCAUCAACGAUUCGUCGGCAAUAUCAUCCGCUUGAAAAACGAUGUCAGUAUAUGACUGGUAAACUGCUACUCGUACAAAUGGAGUACUUUUAUGAGGAUAACAUUGUAAACAAGAACAUCACCAAGGGAGAGUUUCUUGGAAAAGGAUCGUUUGCAAAUGUGUACAAAGCUGAAAUUGUUAUUGGAGACGAGCGGAAAUCAGCAGCAAUUAAAUGUAUGACACAGCCCUUUGAGAACUCCGACUCCUGGUACUCACAGUUGACAGAGGUGUCUACGCUCCUCAAAUUUUCCCACGGUUGGAUUGUGAAACUGUUCGGAAUUUCUUACGAGGAGGUCGGCUCACACAAAUACCUCCAAAUAAUCAUGGAGCUCUGUGACUUCACUCUGUCCUCGCAGAUCUUCCCUGGAAACGACGGCAGUCCCGCCCCUGUAGCGUCAUGUAGUCAGUUCCCCCUUAAAUCUGUCGAGAUAAAACCUUCUAUGGAAUUCUUCAAGAGGAUUUCGACGGAUGUUUGUAAGGGGCUGGUAUAUAUACACAAGAAAAACUUUAUCCACCGAGACCUCAAGCCCAGCAAUAUUCUGCUUCAAGGAAAACGUGCCAAAAUAGCUGAUGUAGGUUUGACGAAGGAGACAGACUUUAUCACAGGGACGUUAACGGGCACUCCUUGCUACAUUGCCCCCGAGGUGAUCUUGAUGAAGCUGUACAGCACGGAGGUCGACAUCUACAGUCUUGGUAUACUUCUGUGGGAGUUAUGGUACGGUGCCAAGGCGUACGAGCAGGAUGGUAUUACUGAAGACCGGAUCUUUGAGCUAUUUGAGCAAGUCAAGGCUGGACACAGACCGAGCUUCUGCCAAAGACAUGUCCCACCGCCUGCCUUACAGAAACUGAUGAAACAAUGUUGGCAUGGGGAUAUUAAAUGCAGACCUCAGGCAGGAAAAGUUUUCGAUACAAUAGAGGAUCAAAGUUUUUAAACCAGAUUGGAUUGAGUGCCAAGCUUUGCGAUGUUGAUGCAAUACCUUCUGUAUUACAGAUACUGAGGAAAAUGUGAAAGCAUGAAAUAAUGGUAUUAAGCUGGAAAUUGAGAUAAAAAUGACCAAGCUAUAUUCUACUAGAGUAACGCUUUCCCCCUGAGAGAAACUAGGAAAAUCGUGUUAGCAUGGAGAUUUUGUUGACCUUUAUCUAAACAUUGAAAAGGAAAGUUAAGUUUUAGUCAAAUGAUAAAUAACUUCUCGGUUUCUACAGAUGAUUGCCAGUGUUUUUUCCUGAACAAUCUUCCCACUCUAUUGGUACACAUUUUUCCAUCUGUGUAGACUGAAGAUGGAUUUAUUUUAAUCAAAAGACAUUUUAUAAAAUUUUAAAAGGUAGCUCGAUCAAUGAUUACCUUGCUCGUAAGCGUAACAAAGUGACCAAUUACAGCAUAGUUUGGCUAUUUCAAGUUCCUCAGUGGUACUAAAGGUAAAAUGAAUGAGAGAUGUAUGUCGUAAGUGUCGAAUCAUAUGCAGGAUUCAUCGCAAAGUGAAAGAUGCCUUUAAACCCCUUGAUUAAAAAUAUUCCAUUGUA